UGUCACACUGACAGAGGAGAGCCGGUAAUCAGCAUCCCUCAGAGGGGACAUGUACACUGAUCAUCAGGGCACUGAUGAUCACUGCCUUUCAGUGUCACCCAUCAGUGCCACCUAUCAAUGUCAGUCAGUGCCAACUAUGAGUGCUGCCAAUCAGUGCCACCUAUCAGUGCCAGUCACUGCCGCCUAACAGUGCCAUAUAUGAGUGCUGCCUUUCAGUGCCCAUCAGUGAUGCCUGUCAAUGCCCAUCAGUGCCACCUACCAGUGCCUCCUCAUCAGUGCAACCUAUCAGUGCCCAUCACUGCAGCCUCAUUAGCGCACAUCAGUGAAGGAGAAAAAUUACUUAUUUACAAAAUGUUAUAA
This is a messenger RNA of Staurois parvus, 360 nucleotides long. Lineage: Eukaryota; Metazoa; Chordata; Amphibia; Anura; Ranidae. The record is from the annotation of a GenBank genome assembly.